Mastomys coucha (southern multimammate mouse) is the source of this 1029-nucleotide messenger RNA. RefSeq names its product membrane spanning 4-domains A18 (gene Ms4a18). Bases 1 to 1029 code for a protein of 342 amino acids. The transcript is spliced from 6 exons. Lineage: Eukaryota; Metazoa; Chordata; Mammalia; Rodentia; Muridae. The record is from RefSeq and is a predicted model, not a curated record. Gene Ontology annotation, cellular component: plasma membrane. Gene Ontology annotation, biological process: cell surface receptor signaling pathway.
AUGAGCAAUCAAGAGAAUGUGUCUGCUGUCACUGUCCCGGGUAAUGUCCAUGUCAUCCAGCCUACAUAUGCUGUGGUCUCUGGAAGCCAGAGGCAGCCUUUGGAAAAGACCACCACCUACCCAGGCUCAGCAACGGUGCUCCAGUAUAACCCAGGGAGUGCAAACUUCCAGAACCCACACGUGAUCCAGAAUCCAGCUGGAGCGGCAGGCCUGCAGGCUAGGCCCCCUGGACUACAGUAUCCCGCAGCAAUGGCUGGUGUACAGACUCCACCGGGAGUAAUCCAGUACUCACCAGAAGUAACAAGUGUCCAGAUCCAGCCUGGAGACCCUCAGAAUCCCCUGAACACUGUACCCGGGCCAACACAGACCUCAAGCCAUCCCCAGUGGAACAUGUCCUUUAUGUCCUUUUCUGAUUUUAAUCCCAAGAAAUUCAUAAAUGAAGAGGUCAGAACAUUAGGGGCCAUCCAGAUCCUCAUUGGCCUAUUUCAUAUCUUCUCUGCAGUCAACCCUCUGCUCUACUCGAAUUCUUUCCUGGGGUUCUCAGGGUACCUGAUCUGGGGAGGCCUGUCUUUUAUCAUCUCUGGAUCCUUGUCCGUCUUGGCUGAAAAGGAUACCAACAGUUGUGUGGUGAACAGCAGCAUUGCUAUGAAUGUCGUCAGUUCCAUCUUUUCCUUGAUUGGUAUCAUCUUAAUCAUCGUAGAUUUGUCUAUUUCCCACUACAGCAUGGAUAAUUUUCUGAAGGCAGUCUCCGGUAGUCUCCUCCCCUUCGCCCUCCUGGAAUUCAUCCUCACCUGCGUGGUCUCACAUUUUGGAUGUCAGGCUGUCUGCUGGACCCAUUUUGAGAACAUGGCAGUGAUCCCAACCAUAUUUGGUGGCAACACAGUCAACACGACCACUGGACCUGUCAACACGACCACUGGACCUGUCAACACCACCAGCCCAAACAGUGCCACCAACAUCCCAGGCCAGCCCACUUUCCCCAGUGAUGAACAUUUAUACCAAGAUGUAGCUGGUCAUACCCAGAAAUAG